CUCACGGAGGACGCGUGAGAUCGAACGCAGUCAGUAGGGCGACGGGAGUACCGGGGUACUCUGCCCGUCGCGUAUUUCCAAUCGCCUUUAUACUUCACCACACCGCACUAUAGUGACAUAGUUCCUUACAUAACUAAAACAGUGAUGUGAUACUUCAUCUAAUACAACACUAAUAUUAGAUUCCUUAUAAGGAUCACUCGUGAGAAAAAACCGUACAGGUUGUCGUCCUUGCAUUCUAUAAUUAGUUUUUUUUGUACAAUACAAUACACAUUACAUGUAUUCUUCGUAGUUUUACCUGUUCAAAUUUAUAAAGAUAAGAAAUGUCUCGGAGAAGGUUGUUAGUGGGCGGAGCCGCUGGCGUCGCGGGCGCAGCGCUCGCCGCGUGGACGCUAGCAGCUGACGACUCGCCAGGACAAUGGUACAGACCGACAGUGUCAGCGAAAACAGAACGCAAGAAGCGUCCCCUGCCGUCCAGAGCAGAACAAGUGGCGAACCUGCAAGCUGGCCACACUUAUGACAUCCUCAUCAUCGGCGGAGGCGCCACUGGGGCAGGAUGUGCACUAGAUGCCACCACCAGAGGACUCCGCACCGCCUUAGUAGAAGCAGACGACUUCGCCAGCGGCACAUCUAGUCGAAGCACGAAGCUAAUCCACGGCGGAGUGCGCUACCUUCAGAAAGCCAUCAUGGGUCUGGACUAUGACCAGUACAAGAUGGUCAAGGAAGCCCUUCACGAGAGAGCAAACAUGCUAGAAGUAGCGCCACACUUGACAAGGCCGUUGCCAAUCUUGCUGCCAGUAUACAAAUGGUGGCAAGUCCCCUACUACUGGUUCGGCAUCAAGAUGUACGACUUAGUCGCUGGGGACCGCAACGUGAAAAACUCGUACUACCUAUCCAAGAAAAACACCUUGGAACUGUUCCCCAUGUUGAAAUCUGAUAAUCUUUGUGGCGGUAUUGUGUAUUAUGACGGCCAGCAAGACGACGCGCGUAUGAACCUCGCGAUAGCUCUCACAGCGGCACGGCACGGCGCCACCAUCGCCAACCACGUCAGCGUCACCAAGCUCUACAAGACUGGCGGCAAGCUCAGUGGCGCUAGAAUGCGGGACGAGAUGACGGGCAAAGAAUGGGACGUGAAAGCCAAGUGCAUCAUCAACGCGACCGGACCGUUCACGGAUAGCAUCCGCAAGAUGGACGACGCCAACAUCAAGGAGAUCUGCUGCCCAUCGUCUGGUGUACACAUCGUGCUGCCUGGAUACUACAGUCCUGAACACAUGGGUCUGCUGGACCCGGCGACAUCGGACGGGCGCGUCAUCUUCUUCUUGCCCUGGCUGAAGGGCACCAUCGCAGGCACCACCGACCUGCCGUGCCAGGUCACGCACAACCCCAAGCCUACUGAAGACGAGAUUCUAUUCAUCCUACAGGAGGUCAAGAACUAUCUCAACCCGGAUGUUGAAGUCCGACGCGGUGACGUCCUGUCAGCCUGGUCGGGCAUCAGGCCGCUAGUGUCGGACCCCAACAAGCCCGACACGCAGUCGCUAGCCCGCAACCACAUCGUCCACGUAUCGCAAUCGGGACUCGUCACCAUCGCCGGCGGCAAGUGGACCACCUACCGCUCCAUGGCGAUGGAGACCGUCGACGCUGCUAUUGAAAGCGCGAGUCUGAAACCCCUGUUCCGCGAAUGCCAAACCGACGGGUUCCUGAUCGAAGGUGCCCACGGCUGGACGCCCACCAUGUACAUUAGAUUAGUGCAGGACUUCGGCCUGGAAAUGGAAGUCGCGCAACACUUGGCCAAGUCGUACGGCGACCGCGCGUUCGCGGUAGCCAAGAUGGCGGCCAUGACCGGCAAGCGGUGGCCCAUCAUCGGCAAGAAGGUGCAUCCCGAGUUCCCUUACAUCGAUGCUGAGAUUCGGUAUGGUGUUCGGGAAUAUGCGUGCACAGCUGUAGACAUGAUCGCGCGGCGCUUGCGUCUGGCCUUCCUCAACGUGCAGGCUGCGUCCGAAGCGUUGCCCGCUAUCGCUGAUAUUAUGGCCGAGGAGCUCAAGUGGAGCGACGCAGAGAAAGCCAGACAAAUCAAAAUGGCGAAUGACUUCCUAGCAGCCGAGAUGGGCCAGAUGGUGAACCGGGCCAGCCGCGACAAGAUCCCCAUCAACCUGUCCAAGGACGAAAUCCAGACCUACAUCAAACGCUUCCAGAUCAUCGACAAGGACAGGAAGGGAUACGUCUCUAUCAACGACAUCAGGAGAAGUCUUAAGAACUACGGCGAGGAGGUGACCGGUGAACAGUUGCACGAAAUUCUGAAAGAGAUCGACACUAACAUGAACGGCCAAGUCGAACUCGACGAAUACCUACAGAUGAUGUCAGCCAUCAAGUCCGGGCACGUGGCGUACUCGCGGUUUGCUCGCAUGGCGGAAAUGGAGGAGGAGCAUCAUGAGAAGGAGAUCCUCAAGAAGAAAAUCACCGUUGAGAGGAGCGGCGGCGGCUUGUAAGCUCGAUGAAAGAAAACGACAACACAUCGCAACAAUUAGGUUUAAGCAAAUAACCCUAAGUAUUAUUUUCUCAAUCAUAAUAUGAAGUAUCAUCUUCGUCAUAAUAUCAUAGUUCGUCCACAAAUAAAAUGAUAUUUAUACAGGGUGUUAGGUAAAUGGGUAUAUGAGCCGACACUAGCCCAUGUUAACAUGGUCAUAUAAAUGGUAUGAUGAAGUCAGAAAAUUGAUAUCUUCAUUUUAAUUAUUUUAAUUUUCAUACAAAUCGGAUUUUAUAAAAAAUAUUUUGUAUGAAAAUUAAAAAAAAAUAAAAUGAUGAUAUCAAAUUUCUGACUUCACCAUACCAUUUAUAUGCCCAUGUUAACAUGGGCUAGUGUCGGCUCAUAUACCCAUUUACCUAACACCCUGUAGAUCAAUCAAAGAAAGACAUUGUUUGUUUCGGAAUUUUUUAUUUGUUAUAAAAUUAAAUGUAAGCUUUACAAAUCUGAAAAUCAUACAACUUUAAGAAUAUCUCAUUAAACACAAAUAGUUGUAUUAUUAGAAAUUAUUUAUUUGUAACUUAUUUUUGACAUUAUAUUUUAAUUUAAGAUCAAAUGAUUUGAUAGCAUUGUGAUUUACGUUCUUGCAACGUUAAGAAUUUAUUUACGAAAUGUUGGUUCUUUUUAUCAUUAAAUAAUUUCAAUUUACACGUCAAUGUUAUACUAUGCCUUGUAUACCCUCGAUAUACAACAGCAGAAUAGAUUUGGGACUUCAUAAAAACACAACUUCAUUUUUUUAUUCUUUCCUCUUUCACUAUUCCUUAACAAUAGUGAAUAUUAUUAUUUUUACUUCAUGUGAUCAAAGCGAUUUUUGUUAUGGUAUACAAGGUAAUAAGUACAUACAUUUAAUAUUUUACUAAAAACUUUUGGAAACUAUACACCUUGUGUUUAUUGCAAUAAAUCAGUUAUGUAAUUUAA
Molecule: messenger RNA, 3436 nt
Organism: Ostrinia nubilalis (European corn borer)
Lineage: Eukaryota; Metazoa; Arthropoda; Insecta; Lepidoptera; Crambidae
Gene: Gpo1
Product: glycerol-3-phosphate dehydrogenase, mitochondrial
Exons: 16
Coding region: 321-2483 (720 amino acids)
Biological process (GO): glycerol-3-phosphate metabolic process
Cellular component (GO): glycerol-3-phosphate dehydrogenase (FAD) complex; mitochondrion
Molecular function (GO): glycerol-3-phosphate dehydrogenase (quinone) activity; calcium ion binding
Source: RefSeq, a predicted model, not a curated record